Lactuca virosa is the source of this 2995-nucleotide messenger RNA. Lineage: Eukaryota; Viridiplantae; Streptophyta; Magnoliopsida; Asterales; Asteraceae. The record is from the annotation of a GenBank genome assembly.
AUGAAGUUAAGAAUUAUCAGGAGAAGGGAUCGAGAUGGAAGGACAUAUAACCUACCAACUGCUUCUGAGGUUGCCGCUUUAAUUAUAGGUGACAUUUGUGAUUCAGUUGAAUAUAUAGAUAUCGUUGUUGAAACUAGAUCCGGAUUUCUACAACGUAUCAGUGAAUUGCAUCAUUCUUACCUUACUCUCCAAUAUCCACUACUAUUUCCAUAUGGGGAUGAUGGUUACAACGUUGAUAUUCUUCAUAGAGGUGUUACAUCUACAACCAACAUCAAGCGCGCAAAAUAUGAUUAUACGAUGAUUGAAAGUGAGAGAUUGUAUUACAUACGUAGGCAACAACAUGUUCUUAGAUGUGAGUCUUAUGAGAAUUUACGUAACCAAAAAGCUCAAGGAACUACAACUAUCUCCAACGUCGGCCAACGUGUGAUAUUACUUUCAUCUUUUACUGGUGGUGCGCGCUAUAUGCUGCAAAGCUAUUUGGAUGCCAUGUCGUUAUGUAAAUGGUUUGGAUAUCCUGAUUUCUUCAUAACCUUUACGUGUAAUCCCAAAUGGCUAGAGGUUAAAAGGUAUCCUUCUGUGGUUAGACUGCCUAUUCAUCUUCCUGGUCAACAACAAAUUGGAUAUAGGGAAGACGAUGAUAUUGACGAUGUUCUCGACAAACCUUAUGUUGCUUCUUCAAUGUUCACAGCUUGGAUGGAGUGUAAUGCAGUUAAUGGUGAUGCACGGAAACUUACGUAUGUUGAAUUUCCUACAAAGUUUGUUAGGAAAUGUGGGGAAGCUUAUUUCUUAAGGAUUUUGUUAAGUAAGGUGAAAGGUCCGAAAUCAUUUGAAGAAAUUCGCACAGUAAAUGGUGAAGAAUAUUCUUCUUUUAGAGAUGCUUGUUAUGCUCUUGGGCUCUUGGAUGAUGACAAGGAAUACAUCGAUGCAAUCAAAGAAGCAAGUCAUUAUGGAUCUGGUUUUUACAUACAAUUCUUAUUUGCUACAUUGUUGAUGUGUAAUAGUAUGUCUAAACCGGAGGUUGUUUGGGAAAACACAUGGGAAUAUUUGGCAGAUGGAAUUCUUUAUAACCAACGACAGAGAUUCAAGUCUCCAGACUUAUCAUUCAAUGAAGAUCAACUUAAGAACUUAACUUUGUUCGAGAUAGAACAAGUUUUACUUCGGAACAAAUUGAGUCUAAAAAGUUAUAAAAACAUACCUAUCUCGGAUGUUGAUUCUGUUUCUUCUUCAAACUAUCGACUUAUCACCGAGGAGCUUGAUUAUGACAUUCCCGUUACGAAGACUGAGUUUGAUCGUAUGUUUCUUGCAUUGAAAAAUGAGCAGCGUUACAUUUUCCUUGAUAUCAUGAGUGCAGCUAAAGAAAAUAAAGGAGGUGUCUUCUUUGUUUAUGGUUAUGGUGGAACUGAUAAAAGUUUUUUAUGGAAGACAAUAUCUGCAGCUAUUAGAAAAGAUGGUCAUAUUGUUUUAAAUGUUGCUUCAAGUGGGAUUGCUUCAUUAUUAUUGCCCGGAGGUAGAACAGCACACUCUCGAUUUAUAAUUCCAUUUGAACUAACAGAGGAUUCUGUUUGUAGAAUAAAUCGAGAUAGUGACCUCGCUAGCUUAUUGAGAAAAACCUCAUUGAUAAUUUGGUAUGAAGCUCCUAUGGUCCAUAAGCAUGCAUUUGAAGCUUUAGAUCGAAGUUUGAAAGAUGUAUUCAGGUCUGAAAAUUCUAGCAACUCAGAUAUUCCGUUUGGAGGGAAAGUUAUUAUUUUUGGAGGAGAUUUCAGACAGAUUCUACCUGUUAUUCCAGGUGAAAGUAGACAAAACAUUGUUAAUGCUUCUUUAAGUUCUUCAUAUUUAUGGAAACAAUGCAAGAUCCAUAAAUUAACAAAAAACAUGAGACUAACUGUUGGAAUGGAUCAAUCUGAUAUAGAAAAAAUCAGAGAUUUUGUAAAAUGGUUGUUGGAUAUAGGAGAAGGAAAACUUGGUGGUAUCAACGAUGGAGAAACGGUUAUUGAUAUUCCAAAUGAUAUUCUCAUUAAUGAUCCACAUGAUCCUAUAGGUUCAUUAAUCGACUUCGUAUAUCCUUCAAUUUUGGAAAAGUACAACAAUACAAGCUAUUUUCAAGAAAGAGCAAUACUUGCUCCAAAGAAUGAAGUGGUUCAGGAAAUAAACGACUGUUUGCUAUCGAAGUUUCCAGGAGAUGAGAACCCUAGCUACUCAAUUGAUUUCGAGAUGCUUUCGAUCCUAGUUUGCAAUAAGAGGGAAAGAAAAUGGAGUAGAAAGAGCCGAUGAUGGAGGCGACAUCUGUUUCCGGUGAGACAACGGAGUAGAGAGAACCGAUGAUGGCGACUGCAAUGGUUUCCAACAAGACGCAUCGGGAAGAGAGAGUCGACGACGGUGGCGUUCUGGUGUUUCUGGUGAUGUUAGCUCCGAUUUUUAGUGGUUCCUGAUGAAACCGAUGGAAGCAAUAUUUGAUUCAGGUUUUGAUUUGGGUUACCUUUUUGUUUUUUUUGGGUUGAAGAUGGGUUGCAAACUUUGAAUCUGGUUGAAGACAAAAAUUUGAUUUUCACAAGCUUUUGAGACUGGUUUUUUUCCUACAAUCUGCAUGUGGCUUUUUUAGUGGCAUUGGCAAGAGAACAAGAGGCCGAAAUAUGUAGGUGUUUCCGGAAUCUGUAGGUUUGGUGUUGGCGGAAUAUGCAGGUAUCACCGGAAUAUACAUGUGUCGCCGGAAUCUGCAGCGGUGGCAGUCGACUGCAACAUUGGUGGUGAUGGUCGACGACAAUGGUGGUAGUGGCGGUCAACGAUAAUGGUGGUGGUGGUGUUGAAUGGUAGUGUUGGUGGUGGUGUUAGUUGGGGGUAGGGUUUUUUUAUUUUUCUAAUUAGGAAAUUGUAAUUAGGAAAUUGUAAAUAUAUAAAUAAAUGGAAAAACGAAACGAAAACAAACUAUAGGGACGGUCCGAAUGCAAAACAAAAGAUAAGGACCAAAAGCGGAACUUUUUCAAACCAUAGGGACAUU